Molecule: messenger RNA, 3308 nt
Organism: Arachis stenosperma
Lineage: Eukaryota; Viridiplantae; Streptophyta; Magnoliopsida; Fabales; Fabaceae
Product: receptor-like protein 7
Exons: 1
Molecular function (GO): protein binding
Source: RefSeq, a predicted model, not a curated record
CCAUGGGGUGCUCUCUAUAAAUUUGCAUUUACUCUUGGAUUGGAAGUAUGCACCGUGCCACACAUACCCAAAUCCUCUCCUUCCAACAUCAAACCAAAUAGUCUGAACAUUCUGAAAUGGGGUGGUUUGUAUUGCCAUCUUUUGUGCUUUAUUGUUUGACACUCUUGUUACUCAUCAUUCAUACUCCGUCUUACACAUCCUCAUCGUCAGUGUUGCCAUUGUGUAACCAUGAUGACAGCUCAAACUUGUUCCAAUUCAAGAACUCAUUUGCCGUCAACACUUCAUUCUACAAAGACUUGUGGUGGCGGAGGCAGGUGGAGCUUUAUUGUUCAUCUUAUCCCAAGACAGCAUCCUGGAAGAACAAUACUGAUUGUUGCGAGUGGGAUGGUGUCACGUGCGACACCACGUCAGGGCACGUGAUUGGCCUCGACCUCAGUUGCAGCAUGCUUAAAGGUGAACUCAAUUCCAACAGCACACUCUUCCAUCUCACUCAUCUUCAACAACUCAACCUCGCUUACAAUGAUCUCUCUGCCUCUCCACUCUCCUCUAGAAUCGGUGACCUUGCGGCUCUCACUCAUCUCAAUCUCUCAAACUCAGCAUUGGGUGGUGAUAUUCCCUUCACAAUUUCUCACUUGUCUAAAUUAUUCUCACUUGAUCUCUCCCGUACAGAUAUGCUAGAUGAGUUAGGAUAUAGCAAAUUGAGAUUUGAUCCAUCCACAUGGAACAAACUCAUUCUAAACACCACUAACUUGAAAGAGCUAAUUCUAGAUGAGGUAAACAUGUCUUCCAUCAGAGAAAGUUCACUGUCUUUGUUGAUGAAUUUGUCAUCUUCUUUGGUUUCAUUGAGUCUUCGAGACACUAAGUUGCAGGGGAAUUUUCCAAUCGGCAUACUUGGUUUACCUAAUCUUCAAGAACUAACUUUGUCAUAUAAUCAAGACCUCAAAGUUGAACUUCCAAAGUCUAACUGGAGCACUCCUCUAAGGAUCUUGUAUCUCACUGACACAGUAUUCUCAGGAGAAAUACCUGAUUCCAUAGGCCAUUUGAAGUCUCUUAACCAACUAUCUCUGGGGAGUUGCCAAUUUGAUGGAUUGGUACCUCUUUCUUUGUGGAACCUCACUCAACUAACUGAGUUAGGCCUUGCAGAAAACACACUUCAUGGUGAAAUCCCAUCUUUGCUUUCAAACCUCAAACAUCUCACCUUCUUAGAUCUUAGUGCUAAUAAUUUCAAUGGUCAUAUCCCAGAUGUGUUCCACAACCUCACCAAAUUAGAAUCUUUGUCACUUGAUUCUAACAGACUAGGAGGUCAGCUGCCGCCAUCAUUGUUUUAUCUAACCCAACUUUCUGAUUUAAGUUUAUCAGCUAAUCAUUUAGAAGGCCCAAUUCCAAGCAAUAUCACUGAACUCUCAAUAUUAAAAUUUCUUUAUUUGGACCAUAAUUUAUUAAAUGGGACAAUCCCAGAUUGGUGUUUUUCUUUGUCUUCAUUGACAUAUAUGGAUCUUAGUAACAACAAGUUCGUAGGACCAAUUGGUAAGUUCUCGACUUAUUCUAUUUUAACGUUGUCUCUCUCUAAUAACAAACUCCAAGGUAGUUUUCCAAAUUCACUAUUUGAACUUCAAAAUCUAACAGAUUUAUAUUUAUCAUCAACUGAGUUGAGCGGUCAUGUAGACUUUCACCAAUUUUCAAAGCUCAAAUCUUUAGAAACUCUUGAUAUAUCUUACAAUAAUCUCUCUAUUAAUUUUGAUAACAAUAAUGUUGACUAUUUCUCACCUAGCCUGGCCUAUAUACAUUUAUCUUCUUGUAAGAUAACAACAUUUCCUAGAUUCCUAACACCACUUCAAAAUCUACAAGAACUAGAUCUUUCUCAUAACAAAAUUGAGGGGAAGAUUCCCGAAUGGUUUAAUCGUAAUCUCUUAAACACAUGGAAGAGCAUUUACUAUAUAGAUCUCAGUUUCAACCAGCUGCAAGGAGAACUUCCAGUUCCACCAAAUAGCCUUCAAAUAUUUUCAGUCUCAAACAACAACUUCACUGGUAAUGUUUCUUCAGCAUUUUGCAAUGCAAGCUCCCUCAGUGCACUCAUCUUGUCUCACAAUCAUUUGUCUGGCUUGAUUCCUCAAUGUCUGGGAGCAUUUCUUUCUCUCAGUAUUUUGGAUCUACAAGUGAACAACUUUCAUGGAAGCAUACCUACAAAUUUUUCUCAAGGCAACCAAUUUCAAACUAUAAAAUUAAACCACAACCAACUAGAGGGUUCAAUACCAAAGUCUUUAGCUAACUGCACAUCGUUGGAAGUUUUGGAUCUUUCAGAGAAUAACAUAGAGGAUGUGUUUCCCAGUUGGCUAGAAACGCUUCAGGAGUUAAAGGUACUCAGUUUACGAGCAAAUAAGUUUCAUGGUACCAUCACUAGUUUGAGUGCCGAACAUCCAUUUCCAAAGUUGAGAAUAUUUGAUGUUUCCAACAACAAAUUUAGUGGCCCUUUGCCAACCUCAUUCUUUCAGAAUUUUCAAGGAAUGAAGGAUUUGAAUGAUAGUACUCAUCAUCCUCCUGGUUUGUCAUACAUGACUGUCAGCUCGAGAACAACAUACAAUGAUUCAGUAGUGGUCAUUAUCAAAGGUCACUCCAUGGAGCUAGUUAGAAUAUUAACCACUUUCACAACUAUAGACUUGUCAAAUAACAUGUUUGAAGGAGGAAUCCCACAUGUCAUUGGAGAAUUAAGUUCUCUCAAAGGACUUAACCUUUCUCACAAUAAAAUCAGUGGUAUGAUUCCACAAACUCUGGGAAAUUUAACAAGUUUGGAAUGGUUAGACCUCUCGUGCAACCAAUUGAAAGGUGAGAUUCCUAUGGCUUUGACAAAUUUGAAUUUCCUAUCUGUCUUGAACCUUUCUAAAAAUCAAUUGGAGGGAAUGAUACCAAAAGGAGAACAAUUCAAUACAUUCCAAAAUGAUUCCUACAAAGAUAAUCCAAUGCUAUGUGGAUUCCCUUUGUCAAAGUCAUGCGGCAAUGACGAAGAACAACCACCUUCAGUGUUUCCUAAGGCAAAAGAAUCAUUAUUUGGGUGGAAGUAAGUUGCAGUGGGAUAUGGAUGCGGAGUGGUAUUUGGGAUGUUCCUUGGAAGGUUGUUUAUGAAGACUGCUAAACCCCUGUGGCUUGCCAGACUUCUUUGUGGUUAUACUUAACAAAACAAGCGCAGGAGAGGCCAUGCAGAUAAGAGACUGUGUUAGCUUCAUGUGUUUUCCUUUUAUUUUUUUUAAUUAUUUUUCUGUAAUGAUGUGAGUUACUCUGUUUUUUUGAAUAAAAUAUACUAUUUCUAUUAA